CGCCUCUUCAACCCACUCGAUGAGUGCUUCAUUCGUAAUACUGUCCUGCGCGAUCGCGUUGGCGAACUGUCAGCUGAACUAUCGUCAACCUUCUCAUAGCGCUGCGAUUUUGAAAGAUACGCGCUAUCUAUCGGGUGAUGGAACCUUCGGGGCUGCUUACUCCCAGGAAGACGGAGUCGAAUUCAAGGAGGAGAGCGACGAAUAUGGAAAUCGCCGGGGCUCGUACUCCUACGUAGAUCCCACUGGACAAAGGCGCACAGUUACGUACACAGCGGGCGUUAAUGGUUUUCAGGCAAGCGGUGACCACAUCCCGUCCCAGCAGCCGCCCACACCGCCCCAGCCCGAGUACGUGCCCCUGGCCCGGUACAACCCGCCAGACUACCAGCCGCCGCUACGCCCACCUCGUUACCAGCUGAUUCGGCAGUCGUACGAGCCCCGAUACGAGACCCAGGAAUCGGUACAGGUGCCGCCCCCGCCUCGACGCAAUCGACCCCCGGCGACAACUCCACCCGAGCCUGUAAGUAUAACGAUAACUCAGUUGCAGUAUCAGUCGCCCUACUUGGAGUACCCGUCACCCCGAGUACGCUACGAGUCAACGACUGACCGUGCCCAGUACCGACCGACGCCUACGCCACCAUCCCCGGCCCGCUUUUACUACAACGAGCUCACGGCGCCGACGUCCAAAAGGUUCUAUCCACCCGGGAAGCUCGACUUCAACAGGACACCCGACGGUUUCUCUUAUACGUUCAGCAAAAGUUGAG
Molecule: messenger RNA, 761 nt
Organism: Ceratosolen solmsi marchali
Lineage: Eukaryota; Metazoa; Arthropoda; Insecta; Hymenoptera; Agaonidae
Gene: CPR19
Product: cuticular protein 19
Exons: 4
Coding region: 20-760 (246 amino acids)
Cellular component (GO): chitin-based extracellular matrix
Molecular function (GO): structural constituent of chitin-based larval cuticle
Source: RefSeq, a predicted model, not a curated record